This is a messenger RNA of Patiria miniata (bat star), 4515 nucleotides long. Its product is annotated as amyloid protein-binding protein 2-like. Gene Ontology annotation, molecular function: protein binding. Gene Ontology annotation, biological process: intracellular protein transport. The transcript is spliced from 12 exons. NCBI's taxonomy places the organism in Eukaryota, Metazoa, Echinodermata, Asteroidea, Valvatida, Asterinidae. Bases 1 to 1746 code for a protein of 581 amino acids. The record is from RefSeq and is a predicted model, not a curated record.
AUGGCGGUGGCCAGCGAAUUGGAGUGGAUCCCGGAGACAUUGUACAACUCGGCCAUCACUGCCGUCGUGUCGACUUAUUCUCGGCACCGCCCGGAGCUCCGAUCGCUGCCGGAAAACAUCCAGUUCGAUGUUUACUACAAGCUAUACAAACAGGGUCGACUUUGUCAGUUAGGCAUGGAAUUCUGUGAGCUGGAUGUCUUUGCGAAAGUCCUGCGUGCCAACGACAAAAGACAUCUACUGCACCAUUGCCUGCAAGCCUUGAUGGACCAUGGUGUUAAGGUGGCAUCGGUGCUUGCUGAUUCCUACGCCACCCAGGCUGCAUUGCUGCGCGUCGAGCAAACCAGCAGCAUGGAGAAGGCUAUACAACUGGCAUUUUCACUGGGUGGGUUCUUGUCGGAGGCUGGGUGGUACUACGAAGCGGAGAAAGUCAUUGACGCUUGCCUGAGGCUGUGCAUGCUGCAUGAGGAUGAAGCCCAUCAAUGCAUGGCGUACGAGUGCUGUACAAUGUUGAUCCAUGUGCGGAAUGCUAACUGCCGGUACGCUCAGGCGGAGGACUCCUACAACAAAGCCAUGAGCAUUAUGAAUAACCUACAAGAGAAGAAGCGACAGAUUAACCUGGCUGCACUCCACGGUGAAAUGUGUGCUCUGCUGUUUGCUAAAAGCCAAUAUGAUGAGGCUUAUAACCACUGUGUCCUGGCACUCAAGAGCAUCAACAACAACAUACCAGUCCGCUGCAUCGUUCACAUUCUGCGGCAGGCUGCCAAGGCCUGCGUCGUCAAGCGAGAAUUCAAGAAGGCUGAGCUGCUCAUCAAACAUGCCAUCUUUCUGGUCAGGGAACAUUUUGGAACGAGACAUCCCAAAUAUUCCGACAUCCUUCUGGACUUUGGCUUCUAUCUGCUGAACAUUGACUCCAUCAGUCAGUCAACAGUUGUUUAUCAGCAAGCCCUAGACAUCAGGCUCUCAGCGUUUGGGGGUCGCAACCUCCAUGUCGCCAUUGCGCACGAGGACCUGGCAUACGCGUCUUACGUCCACCAGUAUAGCUCAGGCAAAUUUGAUGACGCUCGAGAGCAUGCGGAAAAAGCUAUCUCCAUUAUCACCCAGAUCCUACCAGAGAAUCAUCUAUUAUUAGCAUCGUCUAGAAGGGUCAAAGCCCUGAUCCUUGAGGAGAUUGCCAUCGAUUCCCAUGACAAGGACACAGAAGGCAAGCUGCUCCAGGAGGCCCAUGACCUGCACCUCUCAUCUCUCAACCUGGCCAAGACGGCCUUCGGAGAGUUCAACGUCCAGACCGCUAAGCAUUACGGCAACUUAGGCAGGCUGUACCAGUCCAUGCACAGAUACAAGGAGGCGGAGGAGAUGCACAAGAAAGCCAUCACCAUCAAGGAGAGGCUUCUAGGCGAGGAGGACUACGAAGUGGCGUUGUCUGUCGGUCAUCUAGCGUCGCUGUAUAACUAUGACAUGAAGCAAUACUCUGAGGCUGAGGCCCUGUACCUGAGGUCUAUUGACAUAGGGAAGAAGCUGUUCGGUCCCGGCUACAGCGGUCUGGAGUACGACUACCGUGGCCUGAUCCGCCUCUACAUCAACACUGGCGAGUUUGAGAAGAUGAACGACUACCACGAGGUACUGAACCGAUGGAAGCUGCUGCGGGAGGGCUCGCCGAGUCCCGUCAAUAUCGUAGACUACCUGGCCAACUACAAGAGUGAUCUGACCACGGAGCAGGUCAUUCAGAAGUUCUUUAAGCAGGACUGAGGUCAUCAGUUUCUGUUUUAUGUCCAGACUUGUGAUUGGAACCAAUCUUAGGAACUAUCUGGCCAUUCUUCAGAACUGAAGCCAUCUGAUCUGUGUUUGUCCGGACUUGGGGUUGGAACCAGUAUAAGGAACAUUGUAGAACACCUGAUCACAGAAAAGGUCAUUCAGAAGUUCUUUGAGCGGACAGAAGCUGUUGACUCCUUGUCAAUGUCUAAGAGCGGGACUGGAACCAAUCUUCGAAACUAUGUAAAAUUAGGAGGCCCUUGUGGAGUUCUUGAAGCAGAAUUGAAGCCAUCUACAUUUGUGAAUGUCCAGGAGCAGGACUGGAACCAAUCUGGGGAACUUUGUUGAAGAUCAGAUCACAAAAAAAAAGGUUAUUAAAAGAUCUUCCCUGAGAACUAAAGCUGUCGAUGGAUGUCAGUGACCAGGUGUGUGGCUGAAACCCAUCUCAGGAGUGUCCGAUCACAGAACUGGUGAUUCUGAAGUUCUUUGUGAUGUGCACCUGCUCUGUUUACAGGAGAUAAUGAGGGUUUGAACCCACUAUAUUUAAUCAUCAUUAACCUUCAACUUUUUGUAACACUUGUGGUUUGCAGCAGCAAGGAUUCAAACCAGCCAUACCUCUUAAAUACGUCGGGAACUUCCUGUAGGACUGUUCACAUCAUUGGCACAUGACCCGCAGUUGGGAGAGCAAUUCUAAAUACAGAGAAAUGCUGUUCCAUCUGGGAAGUAUUCCAGGUGGGAAACUGCAUUCCAUUUUCAAGACUAGUGCAUUUACGGGUAGUACUGGAACCGGGUACCCUAUUGAAGUAAAACACGGGUACCCGGGUACCCGUCAAAGAAACCCAACCCAAAAUUCAAAUCCUGGAAGUUGUCUGAAGGUUCUGAAGCUUUGUAGUGUAAACUGUAAGCUUCGCGAGCGUCAUCUGUCACACGUUAAAAUGCACAUAAACGAGAAAUCUGUUUUGGUUUUCCGUGUAGCCUGGUUUCCAUUUUGAAAAUUCCCAACAAAAAGGCAUUUCAAAACCUUUCCUUUUCAUAUUCUGAGAAGUUACUUAGUAAUUUGUAAAGUUGGUUACAGGUACCCGAUGCCAUAAUCUGGAACUGGUUUCUGACAUCAGCCGUCGGGCACUUGGGUACCCAGUUCCAAUUCACAGCCCUAUUCAAGACACUCUCUUACGUUCCAUAAAAUGACUAGCUGUAAUUAUGAAUGAAAGAUGAUUGAAUUAAAAGUUCAAUUUUUUUUAAUGUUUAAGUGGUACAUAUAUGCGUACCAGAGAAAGUAUAUAUUCAUUAUUUUGGCCAGAUUUUCAGAUGCUAAGCUUGACAUGUUAGGCUUGGGUCUCUUCUUUAUCUGAUAUAUUUAUUGCACCCCUAAACCCCUGUAUUCCCUAUCCGGUUCGUUAGUGUGACGUCAGUUCAGUCUAAACCACGCACACUAGCAAUUAAGUAGCAUUGGAACCAUUGAAACCGGAAGUUAACGCAACUUCAGUGUUUAGCCAAUGGCGCCAGUAAUCAUUGGUGCGCGCGCGUGCAUGACGUUUUUACUAACGAACCGGAUACCGCUCUUAACAUCACCAGUAUUGUGUUAACUAAUCCAGUGAACAAAAUAAGCCAUUUUUAGGUGGCACCACGUCUGCUCGCAUGCUGGAGAACAGCUGCUUCUUAAAGACGAGGGGCGCGCGCAUUUUGGUAACCCUAUUGGUCGUAGGAGCCCUGAGUGCACGCGUAUUACCGGAGCGCAACUAGUGCGAGCCUAGUACCACAUCAGAAAAUGGCGGUUGCCGGAUUAAUCUAUACAUUGUUCAUAUUUUUUUUAUGGAUUCAUCUAAGAAUAAAACAAAUGUAAUUCAAUAGGGUAAAUAACAACCAAAAAUAAAGUUUGAAAUGUUGGUCCAUAAAAGCCACUAGUUACUAGUCUUAUGUAGAAAUGUGUACAUAACCUUCAAAAUAUUUAACUCAAUUAUGCAUCAGUGGAAGGUCCAGAAAUAUAACUUGUUAUAUACCAGUUGAAAAAUAGUUGGUGUUUUCGCUGCCAAAGUAUGUAAGUUGCUGUUUGUUUGCACCUCACAAAAAACUGUUUGAAAAAGUUACCAGAAAAGAGUCACAAAAAUCUGAAACGGCAACAUUUUCUCACUUGAAAUGAGUGGAAUUUGUUUCUGCAGAUAUUGUCAAGGUUUACGUCUUACUUCUGACCAACCCAGCCAAUUUUCUGACACUUUGUUUAAAGAAAACCCAUCUAGGUUUGUACUACUUGUAAUUGGCAGAUAUAAUAUACCUAAACUUGAAAACUCCCGUUAAAAUUCCUUAACCAUCCAUCAGAUAUAGCCAAUUUUUGGGAGAAAACUUAUUAUGAAUAUGUAAUGUCUGAUACAAUUUUCACAUGCCCUACCUCCCUAUCUGCGAGUUUUUUUUUUUUUUGAUUUAAAGUUUAGUUACACAAAAAAAAGGUUAAAGUGUAGCUUUUGAACCCCACCCCUCAGUAUCCAUUGUAUUAAUUAUUUACUUUAAUUUUAAAACUUAAGCUUUAAAAUGUUAAUGGCUUAUGGCUAGCAACUUUUUUUGUUUAAUUUCCUAUGACUUUCAGGAAAGAAAACAUCAAUGUAAAUAAAGCCAAACAAAAAUAAAGAUAUGUCAUAAUACGUAGAUGCAGUUUGGUGCAAUAUUUAUGUAAAGCUUUAUCAACCACUGUACAUUACAAUAAAAGCUGUACGGAUAAAAUAGCAUUGAAAGCAUUUAAUCCUAAUAAAGGUCUAUUCAGAAAGAAGACAU